Molecule: messenger RNA, 1371 nt
Organism: Oncorhynchus tshawytscha (Chinook salmon)
Lineage: Eukaryota; Metazoa; Chordata; Actinopteri; Salmoniformes; Salmonidae
Product: dehydrogenase/reductase SDR family member 13-like
Exons: 5
Coding region: 328-1092 (254 amino acids)
Source: RefSeq, a predicted model, not a curated record
CCGCCGAUUUGGGCCUCUCUCUUCCUCUUCCUCUUCCCUUCUGCUACGACGCAAUUGUAUAGAUCUCUAGAAGUAAAUGGGGAAACGCAUCAACACCGGUUUGGUCAGAAUAUUUCACCGUGAUCAAUCGGAAGUGGGGGACGCAAUUUAAUUAACAGAUCUCUCGAAGUAAAUGGGGAAGCACAUCAACACCGGUUUGGUCAGAAUAUUUGACUGUGAUCAAUCGGAAGCAGGGAACCGGUGGGACAGGUAGGUCUGGCAGGUGGCAACACUGGCAUUGGGAAAGCCACUGCUCUGGAGCUUGCCAGGAGGGGUGCAAGAGUAAUCAUGGCAUGCCGCAACCAAGAGAAAGCCGAACUUGCUAUAAGUGAUAUAAAAAGGGAGACGGGCAGCACUGAUGUGGUGUACAUGCAGUUGGACCUGGGGAGCCUUCAAGCAGUGCGUUCUUUUACCAAGACCUUCCUGAAGACUGAGGCUAGACUGGAUCUUCUCAUUAACAAUGCUGGUCUGGUGGCGGAUGGGCGCACUGCUGAUGGCUUUGGUAUUGAGUUUGGGGUCAACCACCUUGGCCACUUCCUGCUGACCUGUCUGUUGCUGGACCGCCUGAAGGAGGGCACUGGGGGCCGUGUAGUCACACUGGGCUCCAUGGCCUAUCGCUGGGGCAACAUCGACUUUGAUGCCCUUAUCACUAAUAAACACCUGGGCACUGGGAGGUACAGCUGGCAGUUCUUCCAUGCGUACUGCAACAGUAAACUGUGCAAUGUUCUCUUCAACCACGAGCUGGCCAAGAGACUGAAGGGUACCAAUGUCACUUGCUACAGUGUUCACCCAGGAGUAGUGAAAACAGAGCUAUCCCGAAACUGCAGCCUGUGGCAGAGAUUCAUCAUUGAGCCAAUAGCUCGACUGUUGUUCCUGGAUCCAGAAUCUGGUGCCCAGACCACUCUCCACUGUGCCCUCCAGGAGGGUAUUGAGCCCCUGAGUGGACGCUACUUCUUCUGCUGUGCGCCGCAGGAUGUGGUUGCCAAAGGAAAAGACGACGCUGUGGCCAAGAAGUUGUGGGAAGUUAGUGAACGGCUGAGUGGCUUGUUCUAGGGAAAAGGCACAUUGUUACACUGCUUUUGAUUUGGUGGUUUACAGAUCUGGGGGAAAAUGCUCAUUGAACACAUCAAAAUGGAUCAAUGUGACAAGAAACUGCUCAUACAUUAGCUGAUCUCCUUUUCACUAGAGCAUUGAUGUUGGUGACAUCCUUUUUGUGGUGUGUCUUGUAUUGACGAUGAUCAGUAUGUAGUAAGUGUGCCAGUUCAGUCUAAAGACUUAGGAAGCUCUUGUAAAAACUGUUUGACUUAUUAUAAUAAAAAAGAUUCCAAGUGA